AUGGCACAAAACGGUCAAAGAGGAAGGAUGUGUGAGCUGAGCAGAAGCAGGUGGACGACCACCAGUACCGGAAGAGAUAGUCGAGCGAGUCGACCACCAGUACCAGAUAGAGAUAGUUUAGCGGGUCGACCACCAGUACCAGAUAGAGAUAGUUUAGCGGGUCGACCACCAGUACCAGAUAGAGAUAGUCGAGCGGGUCGACCACCAGUACCAGAUAGAGAUAGUUUAGCGGGUCGACCACCAGUACCAGAUAGAGAUAGUUUAGCGGGUCGACCACCAGUACCAGAUAGAGAUAGUUUAGCGGGUCGACCACCAGUACCAGAUAGAGAUAGUUUAGCGGGUCGACCACCAGUACCAGAUAGAGAUAGUUUAGCGGGUCGACCACCAGUACCAGAUAGAGAUAGUCGAGUGGGUCGACCACCAGUACCAGAUAGAGAUAGUUUAGCGGGUCGACCACCAGUACCAGAUAGAGAUAGUCGAGCGGGUCGACCACCAGUACCAGAUAGAGAUAGUUUAGCGGGUCGACCACCAGUACCAGAUAGAGAUAGUUUAGCGGGUCGACCACCAGUACCAGAUAGAGAUAGUUUAGCGGGUCGACCACCAGUACCAGAUAGAGAUAGUUUAGCGGGUCGACCACCAGUACCAGAUAGAGAUAGUUUAGCGGGUCGACCACCAGUACCAGAUAGAGAUAGUUUAGUGGGUCGACCACCAGUACCAGAUAGAGAUAGUUUAGCGGGUCGACCACCAGUACCAGAUAGAGAUAGUUUAGCGGGUCGACCACCAGUACCAGAUAGAGAUAGUUUAGCGGGUCGACCACCAGUACCAGAUAGAGAUAGUUUAGCGGGUCGACCACCAGUACCAGAUAGAGAUAGUUUAGCGGGUCGACCACCAGUACCAGAUAGAGAUAGUUUAGCGGGUCGACCACCAGUACCAGAUAGAGAUAGUUUAGCGGGUCGACCACCAGUACCAGAUAGAGAUAGUUUAGCGGGUCGACCACCAGUACCAGAUAGAGAUAGUUUAGCGGGUCGACCACCAGUACCAGAUAGAGAUAGUUUAGCGGGUCGACCACCAGUACCAGAUAGAGAUAGUUUAGCGGGUCGACCACCAGUACCAGAUAGAGAUAGUUUAGCGGGUCGACCACCAGUACCAGAUAGAGAUAGUUUAGCGGGUCGACCACCAGUACCAGAUAGAGAUAGUUUAGCGGGUCGACCACCAGUACCAGAUAGAGAUAGUUUAGCGGGUCGACCACCAGUACCAGAUAGAGAUAGUUUAGCGGGUCGACCACCAGUACCAGAUAGAGAUAGUUUAGCGGGUCGACCACCAGUACCAGAUAGAGAUAGUUUAGCGGGUCGACCACCAGUACCAGAUAGAGAUAGUUUAGCGGGUCGACCACCAGUACCAGAUAGAGAUAGUUUAGCGGGUCGACCACCAGUACCAGAUAGAGAUAGUUUAGCGGGUCGACCACCAGUACCAGAUAGAGAUAGUCGAGCGGGUCGACCACCAGUACCGGAAGAGAUAGUCGAGUGGGUCCGGGGAAACAUUUGUGCAAAGUCUCAGGAAGUCCAUAAGAAGAAGGAAAGAGAACUAUCAGGAAUAAGCGCCAAGCCAUUACGACUAUAUAGCACUUGGAAGUGA
Procambarus clarkii (red swamp crayfish) is the source of this 1635-nucleotide messenger RNA. RefSeq names its product WAS/WASL-interacting protein family member 1-like. The record is from RefSeq and is a predicted model, not a curated record. Lineage: Eukaryota; Metazoa; Arthropoda; Malacostraca; Decapoda; Cambaridae.